AUGUCCUCGGCCCCCCCUUCCAACACUCUCUCACAGGAAGACGUCCAGUCCCAUGAUACGCCCUUAUCCAAAUUGCCGGAAGACACCCCUGAUGAAGAAUACGAAAAGGUUCAAAGAAGCGAGCUCAUCAAGCGAGCAUUCUUCAAGGGAACUGAAAAACGUAUUGGCAGCAGAAUCAGGUACACUGCCGAAGAGCCAGUCACGCAAGACAGCUUGGGAAACAUCAGGACGCCAAUGCAGAUUGAAAUAUCAUCUGUAUUUGCUGAAGGACAAGAGGACCCCCAGAAGUGGCUGGUCGACUUUACGACUUCCGUAAUCGAAGAAGGUCAACAGAACGUCGUUUGGAAUGCAUCUUUGGGGUUGAACGAUUCACUUUCGCCGGCCCAUGUAAUGAACGAGAUCGUCGGAGACAAGCUACGCAAUACACUUCUGCAAGACUAUGGGAGUGCACUUGUGGAGUUUGAGGACUCUUGCAAAGACAUGUCGAUAGAGGACCUGGAGAGGCAGCUCGAUAGAAUGUCCGGUUUCGCCACUCCAAAACAGGAUCGAUCAAUGUGGGAGAAGCUGGCUGUGUGGGCUGAGAAUACAGAGCUGGUCGGCCAUCUCUCAGGCGAGGUCAUAGGGGAACAUUCUGUGACAGGCGAAUCUCUCAACAUGGCAUCUUUGGAAGUGGCCAAGGAGGGGUUGCGAAUGGAAAUGGAAGCAAAGGAAAGCUUCUACCAGGGAAUAUAUGGAGAAGCGGCUCCGGAGGAUCUGAAUGAUACCGACAGCCUUCCGGGAGGGGGCACGCGCGAUGAAUGA
Molecule: messenger RNA, 801 nt
Organism: Cryptococcus amylolentus CBS 6039
Lineage: Eukaryota; Fungi; Basidiomycota; Tremellomycetes; Tremellales; Cryptococcaceae
Exons: 2
Coding region: 1-801 (266 amino acids)
Source: RefSeq, a predicted model, not a curated record